Bathycoccus prasinos is the source of this 837-nucleotide messenger RNA. Its product is annotated as adenylate kinase. Gene Ontology annotation, cellular component: cytoplasm; mitochondrion. Gene Ontology annotation, biological process: nucleobase-containing compound metabolic process. Lineage: Eukaryota; Viridiplantae; Chlorophyta; Mamiellophyceae; Mamiellales; Bathycoccaceae. Bases 1 to 837 code for a protein of 278 amino acids. Gene Ontology annotation, molecular function: AMP kinase activity; ATP binding. The transcript has 2 exons. The record is from RefSeq and is a predicted model, not a curated record.
AUGUCUGCCGAAGCGCUCGAAUCGAUUUCCACCGACGACCUCAUGAAAGAGGUCCAGCGCAGAAUCGACUGCGCGAAGAAACCAGAGAAACGAGUCAUUCUCAUCGGUAAUAUUCUUUGUUUUUGCUUCUUCUUUAUGACGAUGAUGAUGAUUCCAUUUUAUCUCAUCAUACGAAGACUAAUCAUAUCUCUUAUACGUGCAAUAAUAAUAAACACAGGUCCACCUGGGUGUGGGAAAGGCACGCAAGCGCCGAAAAUCAAAUCCGAGCACUGCUUGUGCCACUUAGCGACCGGGGACAUGCUCAGAGCAGCGGUUGCCGCGAAAACGCCGAACGGAUUAGCCGCGAAAAAAGCGAUGGAAUCGGGCGGUUUGGUGUCGGACGAAAUCGUGGUCGGUAUUAUUUCCGAAGCGGUGAAAAAACCCGAAUGCAAAACCGGGUUUAUUUUAGAUGGGUUCCCGAGAACAGUCGUCCAGGCGGAGAAGUUGGACGAGAUGUUGAAGAAACAAGGGACGAAAAUCGAUACGGUUUUGGACUUUAACAUCCCGGAUGAGGUUUUAGUCGAACGCGUGGAAGGUCGAUGGAUUCACGCGGCGAGCGGGAGAUCGUAUCACACGAAGUUUGCACCGCCAAAGGUACCAGGAAAGGAUGACAUUACCGGAGAGGAUUUGAUGAAAAGAAAAGAUGAUAACGCGGAGACGUUGAAAAGUCGAUUGGAUGCGUUCCACAAACAAACGCAGCCAGUGAUUGAUUAUUACUCCAAGUUGAAGAAAGUUACGACGGUUGUCGCGAACAAACCGGCUUCAGACGUCGAAAAGCAAAUCAGGAACGCUUUGUAA